This is a messenger RNA of Galeopterus variegatus (Sunda flying lemur), 1738 nucleotides long. It is a transcript of the gene ANKRD34C, whose product is annotated as ankyrin repeat domain 34C. The transcript has a single exon. The record is from RefSeq and is a predicted model, not a curated record. Lineage: Eukaryota; Metazoa; Chordata; Mammalia; Dermoptera; Cynocephalidae. Gene Ontology annotation, molecular function: protein binding. The coding region runs from base 1 to 1605 and encodes 534 amino acids.
AUGAUGGACGAUGACACUGAACUGAGGACUGAUGGAAACUCCCUUUUAAAGGCUGUGUGGCUGGGAAGGCUCAGGCUGACCAGACUGCUCCUGGAAGGGGGAGCCUAUAUCAAUGAAAGUAACGACAAAGGAGAAACAGCUCUCAUGGUGGCGUGCAUCACUAAACAUGUAGACCAGCAGAGCAUCAGCAAGCCCAAGAUGGUGAAGUACCUGCUGGACAACAGGGCAGACCCCAAUAUCCAGGAUAAGUCUGGCAAGACCGCGCUCAUCCAUGCUUGCAUCAGAAGAGCUGGGGGAGACGUGGUCUCCUUAUUACUGGAGAGUGGAGCAGACCCCAGCCUUGAGGAUCGCACUGGGGCUUCAGCUCUGGUGUAUGCAAUAAAUGCAGAUGACAAGGACGCAUUAAGACAUCUCCUUGAUGCCUGCAAAGCCAAAGGGAAGGAGGUGAUUAUCAUAACAACGGAUAAAUCAUCUUCAGGAACCAAAACCACCAAACAGUAUCUUAACGUCCCUCCUUCACCCAAAGAAGACAGACAGUCGCCUCCACUGUGUGCGUCUCCCUCUGACAUCGAACUGAAGGCACCAGGCCUGGGCUCUCCACCCAGUGAGAAGGAAGAUGACUUCUUCAGCCUGCAAACAGGGCAUUCAAGUGGUUGCAAUGCAUCCAAGACUCUUAAUGAGCCCGGGUCACCCACGAGGAAAGUUGGUAACCUCAAAAGGGCUCGUUUGCCCCAACUGAAGAGGCUCCAGUCUGAACCCUGGGGCCUGAUCGCACCCUCUGUGCUGGCAGCCUCAGUGCGCCAGGAGGAGACCCCUGGCACCAGCACAGACAACGAGGUCAUCAAGAGCAUCAGUGAUGUGUCCUUUCCUAAAAGGGGGCCCCUCUCCAGAACCAACAGUAUCGAUGGCAAAGACCCUACCCUCUUGCCCACAGUCACGGAGCAGGUUCUGAAGAUUUCAGCCUCUUCGGCACCGGCAUCCUGGAAAGCAGCCUAUGAGAAAGGUCAGGCUCCCCACCCGCGUCUGGCCAGAAGAGGAACGCUCCCUGUUGACCAAGAGAAGGGUGGCAUGGGUCCAUCAGGACCCUCUGCUCUCAAGGAGCUAGCGUCCCUCAAAUGGCUGGAAAAUGACUUCUAUGAUUUAGAUUUGCAGACAGGGACUGACCCGCCCAACUCCAUGUCCCUUGAAUCAGGCAAAGGACCCCUAGAUAGAAAGAAGCUCAAUAGCUCCCACUUAUCUCUUUUCCAUGGCUCUCGGGAGUCCCUGGAUGCCGUGCCCAGCACAUCCCCCAGCUCAGCACGCCGUAGGCCACCACAUCUUCUAGAAAGACGGGGUUCUGGAACAUUGCUGCUAGACCGCAUUUCUCACACUAGGCCUGGCUUCCUUCCACCUUUAAACGUGAAUUUGAACCCACCUAUUCCAGAUAUUAGAUCUAGCAGCAAACCUUCUUCCCCACUUGCUAGUGGCUUAAAAUCUAUGGUUCCUGUUGCUCCAAGUUCACCAAAGAGAGUUGACUUGAGAAGUAAAAAGAAGCUCCUCAGAAGGCAUUCUAUGCAAGUGGAACAGAUGAAGCAGCUGUCUGACUUUGAGGAAAUUAUGACCUAGAAGCUUUUACAAUGGCAUUAAAAAAAAAAAUCUAUGUUGUUUGUGGAAGGGACCAUAAUGUAGACCACACAGCCAUGUGGAUUCUCUGUGUUCUGAUCAUUCCUCAAUGUGUGGCCACUUCAGAAGACAGGGU